AUGAAGUUCCUCGUUUCUCUUCUUCUGCUGGCCCUCGCAGCUAUUACGCAAGCUGCAAGCGCCACGGGCGAUCGCCUUCUGAGCAUCUGGGAGGAUGUCGACGACCAGAAGCUCUACUCCAAAUUCAUAGGAGACCUAGAGAAGCGAGGCUACAAGAUCACCCAUGCGACUCCCAAACAGGAAGACCUGAGGUUGGAGCACCUUGGCGAGAAGACCUUUGACCACCUCGUCAUCUUUCCAACCAAGUCAAAGGGACUUGGCCCCAACCUGACUGCCCAAAAGCUCCUCGACUUCCUCAACGCUGACGGCAACAUCCUGCUUGCCCUGAGCUCCACACAGCCCGUCCCCACGGCCCUGAACGCUCUCCUUCUCGAGCUGGACAUCCACAUCCCCGCCGAGCGAACCGGUCUGGUUGUUGACCAUUUCAACUAUGAUUCGAAGUCCGCGGGCGACCUCCACGAUGUCCUCCUUCUGCCGACUCCCGGCGACUACCGACCCGAUACCAAGAACUACUUCGGCAGCGGUGGCAAGAAAGACUUGCUCGCCUUCCCUCGCGGUCUCGGUCACACCUUGGGCAACGGGCCCCUCCUGACGCCCAUCCUGAGGGCCCCACGGACAGCCUACAUCUACAACGAGAAGGAGCAGUCUGAGGUCGUGGACGAGGUCUUCGCUGCUGGCGAGCAGCUCUCGCUCGUUUCCGCCUUCCAGUCCCGCAACUCUGCCCGUUUCACGCUCGUUGGCUCCGCCGAGAUGUUCCAGGACAAGUGGCUGGAUGCCAAGGUCAAGCUCCCAGAGGGCAAGGAGGCAGUCACCGCUUGGAACGAGCAGUUCGCCCGCCGUGUCAGUGGCUGGACCUUCCACGAGAUCGGACACCUGCGCGUCAACCACGUCGAGCAUCAUCUGGCUGAGGAGGGACCUUUGGCCAAUGUCUCCAACCCAUCCAUCUACCGUGUCAACAACAAUGUUACAUACGAGAUUUCCAUCUCGGAAUGGGUCUGGGACAGGUGGUGGGACUUCAAGGUCCCCGAGGGCGAUGAGCUGCAGCUCGAAUUCAGCAUGCUCUCCCCCCUGCACCGCAUCCCCAUCAAGAAGAUGAAGCGUGCUUCCUCCGAGACUGACGGCAUCUUCCGCGUGACCUUCCGGGUCCCUGACCACCACGGCGUCUACAACUUCUUGACCAACUACAAGCGGCCGUUCCUGACCAACAUCGAGGAGAAGCGCAGCGUGACCGUCCGCCACAUGGCCCACGACGAGUACCCCUACAGCUACGAGAUCCCUGCUGCUUGGCCCUACCUCACCAGCAUUGGCGUCACUUGUGUGGGCUGGUUGGCUUUUGUCGCCAUUUGGAUGUUUAACAAGCCUGCACAGCAGGCCGGGGACGCGAAGAAGAAGCAGUAG
Messenger RNA from Diaporthe amygdali, 1398 nucleotides. Its product is annotated as dolichyl-di-phosphooligosaccharide-protein glycotransferase. The coding region runs from base 1 to 1398 and encodes 465 amino acids. The record is from RefSeq and is a predicted model, not a curated record. NCBI's taxonomy places the organism in Eukaryota, Fungi, Ascomycota, Sordariomycetes, Diaporthales, Diaporthaceae. Gene Ontology annotation, cellular component: endoplasmic reticulum membrane; oligosaccharyltransferase complex. The transcript has 4 exons.